Molecule: messenger RNA, 2553 nt
Organism: Apodemus sylvaticus (European woodmouse)
Lineage: Eukaryota; Metazoa; Chordata; Mammalia; Rodentia; Muridae
Gene: Spocd1
Product: SPOC domain containing 1
Exons: 14
Coding region: 1-2553 (850 amino acids)
Biological process (GO): DNA-templated transcription
Cellular component (GO): nucleus
Source: RefSeq, a predicted model, not a curated record
AUGGACCGUGCUCUAGAAACUGAGGUAGAAAAUAUGUUCUUUUCUAAGGAUGUGGUUCCGCCAGACAGCCUCGAUCACCUUUUUGAAUUCCCAGGGCUCUUUGGAGGUGAGCCCCUUAGUCUAGUCAGCCAGGACCCUCCCCAGAGUCCAGCACUGUACCCAGAGGUGCUGACUGAGGAGUCUACAGAGCAGCAGGAAAUGCAGCCCGGGUUUGUGGUCGGCAGCCCACCUGAGCCGCCCGGGCCAGAGGACAAGGCCCAGACAGGGUCGGGAAUGGAGCUGGAACAAGGGCUUACUGCUCCAGCCGAUUCCUGUGCCAGCUCCCCAGAGCCCUUGGGUGGGCGCCAUGAUGGACCCCUGGAGCAGAGACGACCUAUGCAUGUGAGGAAGCGGCCUUGGACAAAUCCAGAUGACUCAAGCCAGGGUCACCCAGAUGGAGCCAGUAAAAAUGAUUUCCACAGACUGGAGGAGACACGAGUGCCCUGCGGGGUGAAGCUGGUCUUCUCUGGGUCAGGGAUCAAGCUUCUGGGAGCCAUCAGCAGCAGGCAUCCAGGACAAAUCGAACCCCUGGAGGAGUUGGAGGCUAAUUCAGCCAGGGGGAAGAGAAGGCCCAUGACCGGACACCAUGCCCCUUGUCAGAGUGACCCUUCAGAAACUGAGAACUCGGAGCCUCUCCAGCAGACGGCAGAGGACCCAGGUGAGCAGGAGAUGAUGCCUUUGGGUGCUGGAGUGCGAUCCACCGUGGUCCGUGCAAUGCAGGAGGCGCUGUGGACUCGUGCCCAGGAGCUUCCCGACCUGACACUGAGGGAAGAAGAGGUGGAGAGCAUCGCAGAAGGCAUCGAGGAGGCCCUCUUCCACCUGACGCAGGACACCAACCUCCGCUACAAGAACAAGUACCGCAGCCUGCUCUUCAACCUGCGAGAUCCCCGAAAUGUUGACCUGUUUCUCAAAGUGGCUCACUGUGACGUCACCCCUAACGACCUGGUACAGAUGAGCUCGCUCCAGUUGGCCUCCAAGGAGCUGUCCCGCUGGCGGGACCAGGAGGAGCAAAGGGGCCUGAAUAUCAUUGAGCGCCAACAGAAGGAGCUGUACAGACUUCCUGCCUCCAAACUGACUCACAAGGGCGAAGUAGAGAUCCCACGGGACUCGGACCAGAUGCUGACCUUGGAAGACCUGAUGGAACCCAUUGUACCCAGAGAGUGCAGCCUGCAGGCCCUGACGACCCCCCUGGAGGACACCGCAGAUUGGCACCGGCACCACCUCUGUGACUCUAACUGCCAAGCCUGCCCGGGUGGGGAAGAAGGCGUGAAGGCUGACGGUGGUAGCCAGCCGCAGCUCCAAGCGGGCAUCAACCACAACAUGGAGGAGAAAUCCUCAACUGAACUGCCAGUCUUCUCGGGGGCCAUUGUGAACAGGGAGGAAAAUGCCAUCCCCAAAGCCCCAAAUCCAGCUCCUGCAUCCUCUUCAGAGGUGCUCAGAGUUGGGGAGACACCCUCCAAGGAACCACAGGACAGGCUCCAGAUGCCUACUGGGCCCAAAAAUGCCCUGCCCAGCCCCCCACUCUGGGAGGGCUUACUGGCCAUGUUCUCCAUCAAGCACUUUCGGGCCAAGGCACAACUGAUCUCGGGGCACAGCUGUCAGCUUGUCCAGGCUCUGCCAGAGGUCAUUCGCUCAGCAGGCCGCCUCCCUCCAAACCAUGUCUGGGAUCUUCUAGAUAGUAUGGGCCCAUUGAGGGCAAAGGACAUCUGUGUGGUGAGACUGUGUCCCCACGGGUCUCGGGACAUCCAGAACUACCGUCUGCUGUACUCCUACCUCAACAAUAAGCAGUGCCAUUGCCUGGCCACCGUGCAGCAUGUGAAAAUGGUCCUUCUGCCCCUGCCUGCCUUCGAGUCUCUGCCAGCCAGGCUGCGCUCCCUGGGGGGCCCAGGUCUUGAAACUACUCACACGAGUCUGUUACUAGCUGUACUGUUUCCUAAGGAAGAGCGUCCAGGCACAGCUAUGUCCAGCCCCGUGUCGACGAACAAGGUCCCAAAGACCGUGUCCUUCAGCAAAAGAGUGGAAAGGAUCUGCUACUCACCGGAGGAUAGGAGAUCAGAGGCCACCUCAUCUCCCCUUGAAGGGGACCCAAAGCAGAGCUUGGCCAAGGGCAGCCUGGCUCCAAGGGGUGUUUGUCCUCCACAGAGCCUCCCCAGAGGCAGGGGGAGGCAGCACCCUGGGCGGGGACAGUGGUCUGCAGAAGCAGGCUGGCUCUACUCCCAGUAUCCCAAUUCAGCAGGUGCAGUGUUCCCUGGCAUUGACCAAGGACAGCACCUCCACAGGGCCUCCUGUUUCCACCAUGACCUACUCCAGCACCUCAAGGUCUUAGUGACCAUGAGUCACCAGUUCCAGGCCUCACUGUGGCCCCAAAGCCAGGAUUCCCUCCUCCCAUCCACUGUAGUAUCUGCAGUUCCAGAUCCCCCUGGGCCUUCUUUGGGCCCCAUGGAUGGAGGUGGCUCUGACUGUCCCCUGCCAGAGGGGACAGACCCUUUAGAACCUCCAGAACAGGAGUGUUGA